Messenger RNA from Phyllostomus discolor (pale spear-nosed bat), 4247 nucleotides. It is a transcript of the gene ZC3H12D, whose product is annotated as zinc finger CCCH-type containing 12D. The record is from RefSeq and is a predicted model, not a curated record. NCBI's taxonomy places the organism in Eukaryota, Metazoa, Chordata, Mammalia, Chiroptera, Phyllostomidae. Bases 491 to 2044 code for a protein of 517 amino acids. Gene Ontology annotation, cellular component: cytoplasmic ribonucleoprotein granule; nucleus. Gene Ontology annotation, biological process: nuclear-transcribed mRNA catabolic process, RNase MRP-dependent; 3'-UTR-mediated mRNA destabilization. Gene Ontology annotation, molecular function: RNA endonuclease activity; mRNA binding; metal ion binding. The transcript is spliced from 6 exons.
CUCCCCGCCCUGUCCCCCGCCCCCAGGUGAAACCACCAGUUUUUUUAAAAAUUUAUUUUAUUUUGACAAUGUUCAGGGAUCUGUCCUACCCGAAUGCAAAGUUGCAAAACUGACCCGGACUCGCGCGUAGCUGCUUGUGACCAGAGAGAGGUCACCUGACCCGGGCACGCUCUGGAGGUUCCACCUCUGCAACUACAGCGAGAUGUUGCUCCGUCCCGAGCGCAGCUCAAAGCCACACGUGGUUUUCGGCGUCUUCUCACCGUCUGUCGCCGCCGCCCACUAGCUCUGUCACCUCCUUCACUCUGCAGCGCUCCGAGCCUCGGUGUCCUCACCCCCCGAGAUCACGGAAAGUCCGAGGAAGAGCCUCUACGUGAGAGCGACGUGGAAACAAUGAGGAACCAUGUGAAGUGAACUUUUGUCUCAUGCCGGUGGGGCUCUGCCAGGAGGAAGCAGGCGGCAGGAACCUUGCCGGGGGCCUGGCUGGCACAGCAUGGAGCACUCAAGCAAGAUGGAGUUUUUCCUGAAGCUAGGCUACAACUGGGAGGACGUGCUCAGGGUGCUGGACAAACUGGGCGAGGGCGCCCUGGUCAAUGACGUGCUGCAGGAGCUGAUCCAGACGGGCAGCCGCCCCAGGGCUCACCACCACAGCAGCCCUGCGCCCCUGCUGGUUCCCCGGGGCUCCUGCGGGACCCCGGAAUCCACCCAGCGUGGGCUGGGGACUGACCCCGAGGAAGACUGCGGAGACCCAGCCAGCUCCUUGAGACCCAUCGUGAUUGAUGGCAGCAACGUGGCAAUGAGCCAUGGAAACAAAGAAGCCUUCUCUUGCCGGGGCAUCCAGCUGGCUGUGGACUGGUUCAGAGAGAGAGGACACACCUACAUCAAAGUUUUUGUCCCGUCCUGGAGGAAAGAACCACCAAGAGCCGAUACUCCUAUUAGAGAGCAGCACGUGCUGGAGGAGCUGGAGAGGCAGGAGGUGCUUGUGUACACGCCGUCCCGCAAGGUGAAUGGCAAGCGCGUGGUCUGCUACGACGACCGCUACAUCGUGAAGGUGGCCUACGAGUGGGAUGGCAUCAUCGUCUCCAACGACAACUACCGUGACCUGCAAAGCGAGAACCCCGAGUGGAAGUGGUUCAUUGAGCAGAGGCUGCUCAUGUUCUCCUUCGUCAACGACCGGUUCAUGCCUCCUGACGACCCCCUGGGCCGCCGGGGACCCACCCUGAGCAACUUCCUGAGCCGGAAGCCGAAGCCCCCAGAGCCGUCCUGGCAGCACUGCCCCUAUGGCAAAAAAUGCACCUACGGCAUCAAGUGCAAGUUCUACCACCCUGAGAGGCCGCACCAGGCGCAGCUGGCAGUGGCUGACGAGCUUCGCGCCCAAACUCGGACCUGGCGGGGCGCGGGCACCAACGAGGAGCAGCCAAGGGGCCCGACGGAGCAACGGGGUGUCCCCGCCGCUGCCUGGCCCGGCCCCCGGGAGCCGGGCACGCGCAGCCUACCCCCGGCCAGGCGGUCUGCCGACGUGGCGGGCCUCGAGGACGGCCUCUCGCGGCUCACCUUCAGCGAUGACCCGGGAAUCCUCGGGUCGCGCUCUCCCGACUGGGUGGCCCCUAGGGCUUCGUUGUCCCUGCCAGCCCCGCCUCGCCUCCGGAAUCCCCAGAGCCAGUCAGGCCCGCUGGGCCAGGCGCAGGCUGGGGACCGCCCUGGGGACCGCCGUGGAGACCCGCGGAGUGACCUGCUAUCCCAGCGAAGGGGGCCUACCGACCCGUGGGCCCUCCCGCACGGGGCCACCCGGUUCCCCGGAUGCUCAGCCUGGGCGCAGCUGGGCUGGGGUGAAGGCGCCCUGUGGGGGCCCUUGGGGUCAGCAACAGGGGCCCCGGCCAGCGAGCCGGACUCACGUGCGCGUGCGCGCACAGCGCUCUGCAGCAUCUUCCCGCCCCACCAAGUGGACAGCGUCAUGGCCCUGCACCCCGCUGUCUCCGACAUCACCAGGCUCAUUGCCAUCAUCCAGAGAUGCCGACAGUCUGGUUCGCCCAUGGGAAACCCCUGAAGAGUGAAUCCAAGCCACCGUCAGUGAUGUCCCAACCUGGCCCGUGGUUGCCCGCUGAACACCUGGGCCGUCCCACCUGUGGUGGGCGGCCUCUUCUUUAAGGAUGGUCAGGGAAGCCAGCUUCUUCUCCGUCACCCAUGCUCACGGUGGCACUUGGUGACUCACUGACGACCUAGGGCUGCUGCUGGAGUCCUGUGACCUGCAGCAGAAACUUGGCUACUUCCGUGGAGGGAGUGACUUCUCCUGCCUCCCAGGAGACUGCCAGUCCUGCCAGGCUCCCAGGGCUGGUCUGGACCUCUCCUCUGGACUGCUCCUCGGCUGUUCUGUCCAGCCGCAGUCGGGAUCCACAGAUGGGUCACGGGAUCAGUGCAGUGGGGCACUCCAGAAAUGGAGUGGAGCUGGAAGUCUUGGAGCAGACUCUACACCACAGAAUCAGGCUAAGUCCAUAUGAAACUCGGUUAGUUACAUGGGUGUGUGCCUGUGUACCCAUGUGAAUAUAGUGUGGGUCAUGGGCAAAAGUUUGAGAAAUCCUGGUAAGCAGUCUUGAAUUUCAUUGCAUCAAAUCAUGCUUGAAACAGGUAGUCAGUUGGCCAGUGGAGGCCUUGGCAUUUGCGGUUUUCACAUGGCCUGCUUCUCUUACAACAUCAUGCGGGCAGCACAGAGUUCCAGCCUCGAUGUGUGGGCAUCACUUCCCCCUCUGAUGGGCCUGCGCUGGUCUGUGGAGGUGUGGCAGGGGCACGCCGUCCUGAGGUCCUGCCCGCACAGCCUUUACCCCCUGCACACGGCAUACACACACAUGGACACAGACGGGCACCCCGUCUGACUCAGGGAUAGGGGUCCAGCACGGGCCCUCUGCUGGUGGAGGCUUCUGAACCGCACCUCACAACCCGAACCCUUUUGCUCAGAAACCUCCAGGCUGGUUAGAGGCGAGCUGGGAUGAGUCUCAGUCAUGGAGGUUUACUGCCACCUCGCACUGUUACUGUCUUUUCCAGCCAGCUACUGCUUUGAGUUUUGGGGAGAAGUGAGUCACCCAUGUGCAGUGGACAUGAAAUUACCGUCGCACAUGAUGUCGCCACAGCAGGGACCCUGUGUCCUCGGGCAUCUCUGAGCGGCGGUCCGCCCAUUCCUUCUGGGUUACGAGCCCAGCUCUGCAGGUCUCGCUGGUUUGUUCAUGAAGGAACUUGGUGGCUGGGCUAUGGCAGAGACUGUGAGGCACCUCCCAACGGAAAACCAGCUCCAACGCCUGCAAGCUUCCUGCAGACUGGCAAGAGCAGGGGAAGCUCUUCUUGGUGUGUUACUGGGCUGCACUAUUGGCGUCGCCCAGGGGGCACCCCAGGAGAAUCCACUCCUGGCCCUCUAAUUCAGGGUUAUUGCUGCCAUUGGAGAUCUGGUGAUAUUGUGCCUGUUUGUGAGCCCCGUCACCCUUUUAAACCGGAUUCUUAGCGUGGCUUCAGACAGAUCUGUCCCUUGCUUCUCUCCCCGCCCAGAUUGAAUCCUUGUUAUUUGGGGGUCUCAGGCCUGAAGAGGGGCCACCAGUCUCUGUAGAUAAAUUGGAUUUUCCUCUUGGUCUUUCUUUCUUUUGGCAAUGGCUUUUAUUUUAUUUUACUUUAUUAUUUUUGGUGUUUCUUUUUAAUAUUUUUUCUUUUGACAUGACAAGCUUUAUUUUAGAGCUGCAUUUGUCUCCUGGGUCUGUCUCCUGAUAUGGACCCACUGCAUUGUGGAUUUACAGGUGGAGAUGUUUAAAUUCCUUCCUGGGAGGACAAGUUUGAGUUUUAGUAAGCUGUAAAGCUAUUUUAUUUGGUUUGCUGUGAUUAAGACAAGCACAAAACAAGUGAAGAAACAGUACAUUUCAACGUAAUCCCCUUUGGAAUUUUUUUCCAAAGUCUUGGUAUGUCUUUGUGACACAAAACAUGGAUGGGCCCUGGCUGCUGUGACUCAGUGGAUUGAGCGCCAGCCUAGGAACCAAAGGGUCGCCAGUUCGAUUCCCAGUCAGGGCACAUGCCUGGGUUGCAGGCCAGGUCCCCAGUAGGGGGCACAUAAGAGGCAACCGCUGAUGUUUCUCCCCUUCUCUUUGUCUCUCCCUUCCCCUCUGUCUAAAAAUUAAUAAAUAAAAUCUUUUUAAAAAACAUGGAUGGGACGGGUGAAUGAAAUGUUCUGAGUUGCACGGCUGUUACUGUGCCCCAGAAAUAAAUCAUUUUUACCC